CCUUCUUAUUACCCGCCAUGCGGGUGCCUCAGCUAACAAACAUCUGCACCAUGUCAGCUGAUCGCGCGAGGGCAAGUUAAAGAGAAUCAAUCCUUUAUUUAGCCAUUCUCGUUCUUUUGACUCACAACGACCUAAACCCUAUUUCACCUAUCACACCAGUGGCCUAAAUCCACGUGAGACCCUGUUUCUUCUCCAUUGCUUUAGAUGCUCCUCAUAGUUAAUUUCCGAAUGUUUUUUCACCCGAUAAAAUCGGAAAACAAUCACUCUCAUCUCUAGUUUUAUUAUCGUUUCUAUACAAUCAACUAAGAUUUUUGUUCACGGUCCCGGUUCAGUUACAUGAAGCAUUCCCAAUACUGAAAGUAGGCUGUAAUAAUCUACUGACACAAACUUACCGCAUUUGAGGCUUGCUGAUCAUCUCCACAGCCCUAUCAUUGUGUUUUCUGUUAUCAUUCAGUAGGAUUGUUUUGUAAAAAUAAGAAAAUGAUAAUCUAGAUGCCCCAUUUGUGUAAUUGGUAACUGAUGCUACAAUUAAUAUUCAUAUCAGAAAUUUUGGCUGAAAUAUAUUGACCUGAUUUGGAUUCUGUCCUCCAUCAUCACUUCUUUCAAUUUGAUUGGUCUGCUAUAUCUAAAUGCAGAGUUCUUAGGUUUUAUAUUUUCAUAUCCAAAAGACUUUUGACAUCUUUACCUUGCAUUGCUUGGUUGUGUGAACUCCAAGAAGUUCAUUUUGCUGAAAGAUGGAGAGCUUGGCACACCUUGAAGCAAUGUGCGAGAGGCUUUACAACUCGCAGGAUUCUGCUGAACGAGCACACGCGGAGAACACUCUCAAAUGCUUCUCAAUAAGCAGUAGCUACAUCUCACAGUGCCAAUACAUUUUAGACAAUGCAUCGUCACCUUAUGCACUUAUUAUGGCUAGUUCAAGCCUGUUGAAGCAAGUGACAGAUUGCAACCUAUCUGUGCAGCUUCGGUUUGAUAUUCGAAACUAUACUAUAAACUACCUGGCCACAAGAGGACCUGAUUUGGAGUCUUUUGUAACUACAUCAUUAAUUCAACUUGUUUGCCGGGUUACAAAGUAUGGGUGGUUUGAAGAUGACAGUUUCAGAGAUGUGGUUAAGGAGUCAACAAACUUCUUAAAUCAGACACCAUUACAUUAUGCCAUUGGUUUGAAGAUACUGAAUCAACUGAUAUCUGAGAUGAAUCAGCCAAGUUCUGGGUUGCCACCAGCACAACAUCGUAGGGUGGCUUGCUCCUUUAGAGAUGAAUUGCUUCUUCAAAUAUUUCAAAUAUCCCUUACUUCGUUGUCACAGCUGAAGAAUGAUGCUGGCAGCAAGUUACAAGGACUGGCCAUUGCGCUAUCGCUAAAGUGUUUAUCUUAUGAUUUCAUGGGGAUAACGGUUGAUGAAACCUCAGAAGAUCUUAGCAACAUUCAGAUACCAGCCGCGUGGAAACAAGUCAUUGAAGAUCCAUCAACUGUAAAAAUAUUCUUCGAGUACUAUGAAAUUAAUGAAUCUAACUUCUCAAAGGAGGUUUUGGAGUGUUUGGUCCGCCUUACUUCUAUUAGAAGAUCCCUCUUCACACAUGAUGCUGCUAGGAUGAAGUACUUGUCACUCUUGAUGACAGGAACUAGAGAUAUUCUGCAAACAGGCAGAGGGCUCACACACCAUGAUAAUUACCACGAGUUUUGUCGUCUUCUUGGACGUUUUAAAGUAAACUACCAGAUCCAAGAGCUUGUACAUGCUGAAUGCUAUGGUGAUUGGAUACGUCUAGUGGCCGAAUUUACUAUGAAAUCUAUACAGUCAUGGCAGUGGGCCAGUCGCAGUGUUUACUACCUCCUAGGGCUCUGGUCUAGAUUGGUGUCAUCUCUACCAUAUUUGAAGGGAGACACUCCAAGCUUACUUAAUGAGUUUGUACCCGAGAUUGCGAAGUGUUAUAUCACAUCAAGAUUCGAUUCUUUUCAGGCUGGACUUCCUGAUCCCUCAGAGAAUCCCCUUGAUAAUGUGGAACUUUUACAGGAUCAGCUUGAGUGUCUUCCUUACCUUUGUAGAUUUCAGUAUGAGAGCUGUAGCUUAUAUAUUACACAGAUUACAGAUCCACUUCUACAGUUGUAUAUGGAAGCAAGUGAACUCCAAGUCAUUUCUGCGGUCGAAACUAAACUGGCUUGGAUAGUGCAUAUAGUUGCAGCUAUUGUUAAGACAAAGCAACUUAGUAGUUACAGUGGGGAAUCACACGAAAUUCAUGAUGCUGAGCUUUCAGCACGUGUUCUUCGGCUGAUAAACAUUGCCGAUAGUGGAUUACACACUCAGAGAUAUACUGAACCAAGCAAACAGCGGCUUGACAAGUCUAUUCUCAUCUUCUUUCAAAACUUUAAAAGUUCAUAUGUUGGAGAUCAAGCAAUUCAUUCAUCAAAGCAGUUAUAUGCUAAAUUGUCUGAACUUCUUGGGCUUCAUGAUCAUAUGCUGAUCUUGAAUUUCAUUGUGGGAAAGAUUGCGACCAAUCUUAAAUGCUACUUUGAGGGUGAUGAAGUUGUUGACCAGAGUUUAAAUCUCAUGCUGGAAAUGGCUUCUGGAUAUAUGACUGCAAAGCUUCUUUUGAAGUUGGAUACUACUCAGUUAAUCAUCUCUAACCGUAAUAGGGAACAGUUCCCCUUUUUAAGGGAUCACAGGGGUUCUCGCUGCAGAACAACCUUUUAUUACAUUUUAGGUUUGUUGAUCUUCAUGGAAGAUAGCCUUAUGAAAUUUAAAGCAUCAAUGGAUCCACUUCUACAGGUUUUCCUGAGUUUGGAAUCAAUACCCGAUUCAUUAUUCCGCUCUGAUGAUGUGAAACAAGCUUUAAUUGGACUGAUGAGAGAUCUUAGAGGAAUUGCAAUGGCUACUAGUAGUCGAAGGACCUAUGCUUUCCUAUUUGAUUGGCUAUAUCCAGCACAUAUGCCCCUUAUCUUGAAAGCCAUCACUGUAUGGGCUGAUGCUCCCGAGGUCACAACACCAAUACUCAAAUUUGUUGCUGAGUUUGUUCUGAACAAGUCCCAACGCCUAUGUUUUGAAACAUCAUCUGCCAAUGGAAUACUACUUUUCAGGGAAGUUAGCAAAUUGAUUGUUGUGUAUGGGUCGAGAUUGCUUUCUCUUCCCAGUCAGGUGGAUGUGUAUCAGUUCAAGUACAAGGGGAUAUGGAUUUCCCUUACUAUUCUUGUAAGAGCCCUUUGUGGUGACUAUGUCAACUUUGGAGUAUUUGAGAUAUAUGGGGAUAGAGCACUUGCUGAUGCUUUAGAAACUGCUCUGAGGAUGGUUUUGUCUAUUCCGUUGACUGAUAUACUUGUAUACAGAAAGCUGGCAGCAGCCUACUUCACAUUUCUGGAGGCUCUUAUGAAAACACAGAUUUCGUUCAUUUUGAAUUUGGAUACAAACAACUUCAUUUUUAUUGCUGGAUCUCUGGAGUCCGGUCUUAAAGUACUGGAUGGAAAUAUCAAGACACAGUGUGCAUCUGCUGUGGACUAUUUGGCGACUUUCUAUUUUGAAUGCAUAACAUCUGGAGAGUCACCUUCAUCUCCAGUCACUCUCAAACUCGCUCAGCAUUUCUCAGAUUGCCCUAAUAUUUUUCUUGAAAUAUUGAAGACCCUCUUUGAGCUUGUAUUGUUUGAAGAUUGUGUCAACCAGUGGAGUCUAAGCCGACCAAUGCUGAGUUUAAUACUUAUAAGUGAUGAGAUGUUCUCUAAUUUGAGGGCUCAGAUUACGGCUUCACAACAAGUGGAUCAGCAGCAGCGCCUCUCCCUGUGCUUCGAUAAACUAAUGGCUGAUAUAACUCGAAGCUUGGAUCCGAAGAACAGGGAGAAGUUCUCUAGCAAUAUAGCCAGAUUCCGUAAUGAAUUCCGGACCAGAUGAAUGACUUCAAUCCCAUAGUCUGUUUGCCACAAUUUGUACAUGAUGAUCUUUUAAUCUGUGCUUCUUUUGCUGUGUCUUUGUAUGCCACAAAUAUCUGUAUAGUUAUGGAUUAGGGUUUUUGUAGUAGUAUGCCCUGCCCUUUCACUUUAAUCAACUUAUUUCAUGGAAUUUGCUGUGCCCAUUUUUAUAUUAUGGUAACAAAAAGUGGUGGGAGGGUAGCAGUGCACACGGUCUAGUUUCGGACCAGAGCGGUUUCCAAUCGGGGUGAAACUUGAAUAGACCGGUUUGAUCCUUCUCGGAGGAACCCGGAACCAGAUCUGAGCCUGACCAGCAUAAUCAAUGCUAGGCCCCAAUUCUUAUUUUAGAAUGGAAUCAUGGAUCAAUCACCCCUUUGAUUUCGGUGCAUAUAGUGAUGGUCCUAGUUUGGUUCAGAACUGGGACCGCUUGAUUCAUACUUUCCUAAUUGCUGAAGUGAAAGAGAGAUGCAAUAUUGGGUUGAUGCUUGGUUUGAUGGUGAUGUACAUGCCAAUUUGCCACUUGGCCGGAGCUGCUUGCCCAACCCACUCAUAAAAGCUCUGAAAUAAUUGGGAAUGCAGAGUCAAAGGAGAAGAUUAGGUAAACGUUCACUGACGCAGACAUUAAAAUAGUCUACGGUCAACACCUCCCCCCACUUCACUUUCAUCAUACCUAUAAUUCUGUACAGGUGUUUGGACGGCAUUUCAUGAAUGGAUAGUUCAAACAAUGUCACAAACUAAAGCAAUGUCCUCUAGUAUCGAGACAGAAGAAUAAUAAUAUAAUAGUCUUUCAUUUUCUUUUUGUUGAAGUGUAUCACACAACUUUUUGUUAUGAAAAGUUCAUCAAUUUUAUCAUUUCAUUUACG
This is a messenger RNA of Cuscuta epithymum, 4752 nucleotides long. Lineage: Eukaryota; Viridiplantae; Streptophyta; Magnoliopsida; Solanales; Convolvulaceae. The record is from the annotation of a GenBank genome assembly.